Molecule: messenger RNA, 831 nt
Organism: Cladophialophora carrionii CBS 160.54
Lineage: Eukaryota; Fungi; Ascomycota; Eurotiomycetes; Chaetothyriales; Herpotrichiellaceae
Exons: 4
Coding region: 1-831 (276 amino acids)
Cellular component (GO): cytoplasm
Molecular function (GO): glutathione transferase activity
Source: RefSeq, a predicted model, not a curated record
AUGGGCUCAGCUCAUCCCGACGCCGACAUCUACCCCGAAGCAACUGGACCAGCAGCUAAAAUCGUCGCGGCGCAUCAGAAAGAUGAGCCCAUAACUUUGUAUUCAGGCUGGUUUUGUCCGUUCGUGCAGAGAGCUUGGAUCACGCUCGAGGAGAAGAACAUUCCAUAUAAAUAUGUCGAGAUUAAUCCGUAUAACAAGGAGCCAAGUUUCCUCAAGCUCAACCCGAGAGGCUUGGUACCGACGUUGGGAUGUCCCCAAGAAGAUGGGACCACCAAGCCGUUGAUUGAGUCGAAUAUCAUCUGCGAGUACUUGGACGAAAUGUAUCCAAAUCAGACACCCUUAUGGCCGAAAGACCCGUACGUUAAAGCGAGGAUGAAGGUCUGGGUCGACCAUGUCACCAGCAGAAUCCUUCCAGCUUACCAUAGGUUCCUGCAACAUACAGAGAAGAGCCCGUACUCCUUGGAGAGUGCACGCUCAGAGUUCCUCAAUGCCAUCAAGACAUGGAUCUCCAACGCCGACCCGGAAGGCCCCUGGUUCCUCGGCAAGGAUUUCAGCUUUGGAGAUGUCGUCCUGGCACCGUGGGCGAAGAGGAUGUGGGUAUUCGACCAUUUCAAGGGCGGGCUGGGAAUACCCGAGCCAGGUCAAGGCGGCGACGACGAGAAGCUUUGGGAGAGAUGGCGUCAGUGGUCCGAUGCGGUCGAAGCAAGGAAAUCUGUGAAUGAGACGAUGAGUGAGAGGGAGCAUUAUCUCCCAAUUUAUACAAGGUACGCAGAAGACCGAGCACAGAGCGAGAUGGCAAAGGCCACCAGGGAGGGGAGGGGCGUGCCGUGA